GACAGAUAUUGCAUGUCUAUCUAUCUGUGAGUGAAUGGCUCAUAGAUUAGAAACCGCUGUGCGGAUAACACACUCAAUUCACCAGACCUAAGCAGUAAAGUUACACGAUUCAUGUAACCGUGGGUAGUAUUAAAUGAAAACCGUGUAACUUUAUAUGCAGAUCGAACCGUAUCAAUACGAACCAAUAAAAUUAAGAAAACAGAGACAUUUCCAGUCAGUGCCAUCUAAAAAGAACCGCAUAGAACCUUUACUAAAAAACAACAACACAACAAUAAAAAAAGGUACAUUUGGAGCAAUGAAAUUAAUAACAUCAAAUAAUAUAGCAUCCAAAGAGAGAAACUAUAGAUGAGUUACUGUGUGACAAUUUCAAGCAGACGAGGUAGAAUGUAUUGAAUGUUUUCCUUCUUUUCUUCGUUGGUGUUUGGUUUGAUUGAAAACGCUGCUUCUGUUGGAUUUAGAUCUGGUUUUGUAUGUUUGUCUGUCUCAUACUGGAUGCAUAUUGUUUGCUUUUUCGCUCAUGAUACCCGCCACUGUUUUAAAACAAGCAAACAAUCAUGCUUUCUGAAACAACGUUGUAGUUUCACCGUGCCUGUGAGCUUGUUGUGGGACUAGCUUUUUUUUAUUAUCGUUCAUUGUUGGCUUAUUGACAGAAGCCCAACCUUUUAAAAGGGCAAACAAUAACACGAGUAGGUGUCAAAAACUUGUCAUGUAUAAAAAUAAAAAAAACAGGCACUGUCUAUAACUGUGACCCCACGUUCCACUCACAAAUACAAAUUUUUGCGCUUAUUAAAAAAAACGUAUAAAAUUUUGUUCUUCGUGAUCUAUUAUUACCAC
Molecule: messenger RNA, 834 nt
Organism: Mucor mucedo
Lineage: Eukaryota; Fungi; Mucoromycota; Mucoromycetes; Mucorales; Mucoraceae
Exons: 1
Coding region: 394-612 (72 amino acids)
Source: RefSeq, a predicted model, not a curated record